Molecule: messenger RNA, 415 nt
Organism: Lacerta agilis (Sand lizard)
Lineage: Eukaryota; Metazoa; Chordata; Lepidosauria; Squamata; Lacertidae
Product: transcription initiation factor TFIID subunit 13-like
Exons: 1
Coding region: 21-395 (124 amino acids)
Biological process (GO): transcription by RNA polymerase II
Cellular component (GO): transcription factor TFIID complex
Molecular function (GO): protein heterodimerization activity
Source: RefSeq, a predicted model, not a curated record
GGAAGGUGGCUGCUGCCGUCAUGGCGGACGAAGAAGAGGACCCUCCUUUUGAAGAAGAUACUGAGGAGGCUGGAGGAGGCCCAGAUGGUGGACAGGGAAAAAGGAAGAGGCUGUACUCCAAGGAAUUAAGAUGUAUGAUGUAUGGAUUUGGAGAUGACCAGAAUCCUUACACAGAGUCAGUGGAUAUUCUUGAAGACUUGGUUAUAGAAUUCAUCACAGAAAUGACCCACAAAGCAAUGUCAAUUGGACGACAAGGUCGAGUACAGGUUGAAGAUAUUGUAUUCCUGAUCCGUAAAGACCCACGGAAGUUUGCUCGUGUGAAGGACUUGUUAACAAUGAAUGAAGAACUGAAACGGGCCAGAAAGGCAUUUGAUGAAGCAAACUAUGGAUCUUAAUGCCUCAUGUGAUGCAGAUC